CCUUUCACGUCCACCAUGUCUUCACCUAAGAAAUCUUCAAAGCCCAGCAUGCCCCCGGCACGCACCGGCUCCUCCACACCCACUGCGGAUCCCACGCCUCCUGCCUCCCUGAAGACCACCAAAUCAGCAACGCCCAACAGAUCCUCAGUGCCCACCAAGCCAGCGACAUCGGUCAUGAGCCCAAGUAGUUCCAAGUCCACCAAAUCAACCAGUACAAAGAGAGUCCCUUCUAACCGGUCCAGCAGCAGGUCCCAAGUCCACAGCAAGGCAAGAACACCUAGCAGGGUGAGCACGGACACCAGGACCAGCAAAGCCAGCAAGGCCAGUGGCGUGAGAUGCCAUCAGCGGAGGGGCACACAUAGCCGGGGUAGGACACCCGGCAGAAGGGGAAGCCGCAGCUCCAAGAGGUCACCCAGCAGGGCCAGCACUCCUGCCAGAACUCAUGGUGCCAGACCAGGCAUGGCCAGCAGGGUGGGAACUCCCACUUCCCAGCAAAAACAGCCGCGGGGGAAGAGUUACGGCCGGCCUAGAACCAGCAACAGGGAAAGGAGUGACAGCCAGCCUAGAAAUAUGAGCAAGGAGAAGAGUUACAGCCCACCAGGAAGCUCAGAUAGGGGGAGGAGUUCCAAGCUGGCUGUAACUCCCAGUAGAGCCAAGAGUCACAGCCCAAGUGGAAUUCCCUCCAAGAAGAAGAGUGAGAGCCCAUGUCCGUCGUCAUCAAGGAAGCCGAAGAGCUACAGUCAGAUGAUCACCCACAGCAGGGAAAAGAGUUACAGCCCGACUACAGUGUUCAGCAGCAUCAAGAAUGAUAACCAGGCCAGCACCCGCUGCAGGCCCCGAAGUCACAGCCAAUCUAGAAGCCCCAGAAGGUCAAGAAGUCGCAGUCAGAAGAGGACCUACAGCAGGGUGAGAAGUCACAGCUGGAAGAGAAAUCACAGCAGGGCAAGAAGUCGCACCCGGAAGGGAAUUCUGAGACAGAAGGGAGGACACAGCCAGUCUAGAACCCACAGCAAGGGGAAAAGUCAAAACCAGUCUAGAACUCCCAGAAGAGGAAGAAGUCACAACUGGUCUAGAACCCCCAGCAAGGAAAGAAGUCAUAGCCCGUCGAGAAGCUCCAGCAAAGAGAGAGACCACAGAGGAUCUAGCAGCCCCGGUAAGGACAGAGAUCGCAGUCAAUCUGGAAGUACCAACAAGCAGAGAGAUUGUAGCCGAUCUAGAAGUCCCAGCGAGAAGAAGGAUCACAGUCAAUCUGGAAGCCCCAACAAGGAGAGAUACCGCAGCCAAUCUAGAAGUCGCAGCAAGGAGAAAGAUCUCAGCUGUUCUAGAAGCCCCAGCAAGGAAAGAGAGCACAGACAAUUUAGAAGCCCCAGCAAGGAGAGAGAGCGCGGACAAUCUAGGAGCCCCAGCAAGGAGAGGGAGCAUGGCCGAUCUGGAAGCCCCAGCAAGGAGAGAGAACACAGACAAUCUAGAAGCCCCAGCAAGGAGAGAGAACACAGACAAUCUGGAAGCCCCAGCAAGGAGAGAGAACACAGACAAUCUAGAAGCCCCAGCAAGGAGAGAGAACACAGACAAUCUAGAAGCUCCAGCAAGGAGAGAGAGCACAGACAAUCUAGAAGCUCCAGCAAAGAGAGAGAGCACAGACAAUCUAGAAGCCCCAGCAAGGAGAGGGAGCACAGACAAUCUAGAAGCCCCAGCAAAGAGAGAGAACACAGACAAUCUAGAAGCCCCAGCAAGGAGAGGGAGCGUGGUCGAUCUGGAAGCCCCAGCAAGGAGAGAGAACAUAGACAAUCUAGAAGCCCCAGCAAGGAGAGAGAACACAGCCGAUCUAGAAGCCCCAAUAAGAAGAGUAGUUACAGACAAGCCUACAGCAAGGAGAAAGCUCACAGCCAAUCUAGAACCCCUAGCAAAGAAGAAAAUCACAGCCAAUCUAGAACCUCCAGCAAGGAGAGAGAUCCCAGUCAAUCUACAGUCCCGGGAAGUCCGGACUGGAAGAGAUCCCCUAGCAGGACAAGGAGUCCCAGUCAGACCCCUAGCAAGACAAGCUGCCACUCCCCAUCAACACUUUCCAGUGGAGGCCAAAUCCUAAGCCGGGAUGACAGUCAAGCCAAGGCCACCACCUCUAAGGUCACCUUACCUGGGGAAAGGUCUUCAUCAUCUUCUUCCAAGCUGGCAUAG
Molecule: messenger RNA, 2175 nt
Organism: Saimiri boliviensis boliviensis (Bolivian squirrel monkey)
Lineage: Eukaryota; Metazoa; Chordata; Mammalia; Primates; Cebidae
Source: RefSeq, a predicted model, not a curated record